AAAAAGCAAAUGACAAGUAGCUGUUCGUGGUUUGAGUCACUGAAGAUGGCUAUAUUGCGUGGCAUCCAGUAACUGGACUUCAGCUGCUAUAUUAGUAGCUUGAUUGAAUGAUUGAAGGCAGAUAGCAUUUUUAACUUGCCAGCAAGGACACAUCAGGCAUCUCUAGAUGUACAGCUGCAGAUAGCAGUAGUUUCAAAUAUUUUUGAGCUUAUGAGAAGCCGGCUAGACAGGGUAGUUUAAUUCAUACCAUGAAUCCCAGAGAAAGUGUGGAUGUAAUGGAGACUCAGGCAGGAGGUCAGAAGGAGAAGUUGAGCGGAGACAAAGCCAACCCUAAAAAUGAAAUUGAGGCUGAGGAUGACAAAACUCCUGGGAGUUAUGACUGCAACAUCUGUGGACGCAGCUUCCCUUUCCUUAGCUCUUUGUCGCAGCACAUGAGACGUCACACGGGUGCGCGUCCUUACAAAUGCCCAUACUGUGACCACAGAGCCUCGCAGAAGGGCAACCUCAAAGUCCACAUCCGCAGCCACAAACUGGGCACGCUGUCUAGUCACCACUCCAAUGAGGAUGAAGAGGUUGGAGCUGAGGAGGAGGAGAUGAGGGUUUCAGAGGGUCUCGAUGGAGGCACCAGCCCAACCAAGAGCAGCUCUGCCUGUAACCGGAUGAUAAAUGGGGACAGCAGUGAGGAAACUCGCAGAAAAGUGCCUGUGAGGAGCAUGAAAAGGGAAAAGUCUGUCACUGAGCAGCGGCCUUACUGUUGCCGUUUGUGCGGCUACGAGGCCCAGCGGGAAGACCAGCUCCUCAGCCACAUUGAGAAGGUCCACAUAACAGCGGACACAGAAGAGGAGACCACUGUUAAGGAAGAGCCUGCGGCUGAAUCUGAUGCCAUCCAGCCCCAGAGUGAUGGGACCUUCCCUUGUGAGACCUGUGGCCAGGUCUUCUCCCAAGCCUGGUUUUUGAAGUCGCACAUGAAGAAACACGCAGGGAUUCUGGAUCACUGCUGUCGCAUUUGCGGGAGACGUUUCCGUGAAGCGUGGUUUCUCAAAUCUCACAUGAAAACACACAACACCAAAUCCAGGUCACGGUCAAAAACAGAUUCAACUGAGCAUCCGGCCACCAUCAACGAUGUAGCCCAGGAUCCUGAUAUUGUCACUGGCUCUGUUACUUCUGUCUAUCAGAUGUGCUCCAAAUGUGGAAACCUGUUUCACAGCAAAGAGAGCCUGAGAGCCCACGAUAAAGUUCACUGUCUCAGCUACAGCAGGAAGUCGCUGAGCCAGUGGAGGCCCAGUGAUGACGAGGAUUCACCAGCUGCUAAGAAACGUUUCCUUGACUACUUAAAUCUCCAGCCUUUCGAGGGAAAGAACCAGGAUGAAGAGGAGGAAAGUGUGGAAAAGAUACUAGGUCAAAGAAUCCCAGAGCUAGAUCCAGUUUGCAGCUACCAGGCCUGGCAAUUAGCCACUAAAGGAAGGGUUGUGGAGCCAGUAGAGUCUAGUUACAAGGCCUCCUGCGGGGGAGGAGGCAUUGGAGAAGAAGCCCUUGCUGGAGCUGCUGUGGUUUUCGAGAAGGAGAGCAGCCGCUAUGUCCUGCAAGGUCAAGAGAAACGCAGCUCAGGCAGACGCAGCAGCUCCGGUUUGGGAAGCCACACCUCUUCAGGGGACCGGACACCAGACAGCCUCAGCGAUUCCGAGUACCGGCCUUCAUCUCGCCAGGACAGAAGGCGGCCAUCUCAGUCACAAGCUUCUUCCUCCAAGUCCAACGAGUGCUUCGAGUGCGGCAAGGUGUUCCGCAGUCGUCACCAGAUGAUCGUCCACCAGCGGGUUCACAGGAAGGAUGGAGGCAGGGCCUCUGUAGGAGACAAGGAAAGAACUGCAAGAGAUGACCGAUGGGGCUCCACCAGCGAUCCAGAGUCAGGCUCCCCGAGCUGGCCCAGCACCCCAGGGUAUGGAGACUCUCCACCAGCCUCCACACUUGGAGACCAGGCCUCAGAGAUGGGUACAUCAAACUCUGGAGAGCUUUCAGAUGAGAAGCCUUACAUCUGCAGCAUGUGUGACUUUGUCGCCACAGAUUCACAGGCCUAUUUAACUCAUGUUCGUGUCCAACACCCACCUGCCUCCAAAGAUAGAUCCAACGCCAUUCCCAGUCCCAGCUUGGACAGAGGAACUCCCAGUGGUAACACCAAGCUCAAGAAAGCCCUUCUACAGGGAGUAAACAGCUCUGCAUCCCCUCCUGGCUGCCUUUCAGCUCAGUCCACUUCACUUGAUCCCGGCAUAGCACCUUUGGAUCUAUGCAUCAGGGCUGAGGGCAUCAGGGCUAUAGCCUGUUCAGCCUUGGACAAGAAAAGCCUCCCCAGCCACAAGUGCUCCUUCUGCUCUCACUCCACCCGCUACCCUGAGGUGCUCUGGAUGCACCAGACUGUGGCGCACCGCAUUAACAGCAGUAGUUCCAAUCUGGCUCCUAAAUGGGCUCUUAAAAUGAACUUAAAAGGCCCCAAAGACAGUUUGUUAUCCUCCAGGAGACGCACUGGACCUCCACCAAUCCUGGAAGGGAAGGAGUGUCAACCCCUCCCUUCACUGAUGCGCACCCAACGUACACGGCCUCCAGUGUGCUCUAGUGAGGUUCUAAAGAAGAGUAGGCCUGCUAGUUAUGCAGCCACACCAUCAUCAUCCUCUGUCCCCUGCCCCUCGUCCUCAAGGGGCUCCUCAUCUAGCUCAGGCACCCAAGCUGGGAGAGUCCCUGUACGACCAGGCAGCAGUAACAUCAGACACACGGAGGACCAGACUCAUCAGUCACGCUCCAGACCCAAAGUGGAAGUGUACCCCCGGGGAAGCUCGUUGUCAUCCUCUGGCUCCUUGGAGAAGAACACUGGCACCCUCUUACGUUCCUCAGCCCCAAGCGCCGGCUCUGCCACAGCUUCCAGAGCUGACCGCUGCUCGAUGCCCCCGGAGGGACUGGGUUUCGUGCUGUCCAGCAAACACGGCCUAGCAGAGUACAGCCGAGCUAGGGGCUCCCCUCAUCAGCCGCUUCCUAAUUCCCACAGUCAGGGUCGGGCUAACACUACAAGACCCAGUACCAUUACCCAUUGUUCAGCUACAGGACACAAUUUUGGUGCAUCGCAGGCACAGGGAGGCGCUUCUCAGAGUUCGUCCACUCCCUCCUCAUCCUCUUCUUCAUUACCUUCAGAAGCUCGUGGGGAGGUAAAGCAGGAGCCGUUCACAGAGACACCGGAGACGCCCACUGACGUCCUUGGCUUCCUCAAAAACUACAGCCCUCAUGAACUGGCUACCCUGUACCACCGCUGGGGUGCAGCUAACGCCCUGGUGGAUCCAACUGGGAUGCUGAGGUCUCUCAUGCGGCAUGGACAGUAUUUCUGCAAUGAGUGUGGGAAGAGUUUCAGUCAGCCCAGCCACCUGCGGACUCAUAUGAGAUCCCAUACAGGGGAAAGGCCAUUCUGUUGCCAACUCUGCCCAUACCGAGCCUCUCAGAAAGGGAACCUAAAGACACAUGUCCAGAGUGUCCACCAUAUGCCUUUUGACAACAGCCAGUACCAAGACAUGAGGAGCUUGUUACUGAGCCAGGGGGAGCGAGGAGGACUGGCUUCAAAAUACCCACCAAACCCACAACAGCAACAGUAAACGUCUUCAACUGAUAGACCACGACCCGGACCAGUCUAGUCACAGAAUCACACAAUCCCAAAGCCAUGUCACCGUUCCUGAAAAUCCAAGAUCUGGACCCAAGAACCGAUGACUUAUGAUUCACUUUUUUGAGCUUUUCCUCCUCACCAUCACCCUUUAAUGACAUAGAAUUUUUUAUAGUGAAGGUUAUUGUAGUUUUUUAUUUGUAAACAAGCUUGUCGAAGUUGUGCUAGAAAAUUAUAAAAUCACAGAGACGGCCUGGAGCAGAAAGAGUCUUUUUAUAGAAAUGAAUUCUGGUGAAAUUCUGCUUUAAGAGGUUCUGUGUGUCAGGUGUGCACACAGGUGGGAAAUUCUGUCACCACAGAACAAAUGAGGAGUGAAUUAUAACGCGUCUCUUUGGCAGGGAGGCUGAACUCUCCAACAUUCAGUCUUCUUUAUCAUGAAGGUUGGCAUAACCUUAAAUGAUUUCUGAACACAGAAGCCCUAAAAUUUCAGAGAGUUAGCCCUUGCUGCCAUUUUGGAGUUACCAACGAGUAAAGUUCCUGCGAGCAGCUUUGCAGGAAAAGUACAGGAACUCAAACAGCAAGAGCUGAUAUUGUGAUCAAGGACUGUGGCAUUGCAUGGCUGCUGUUGAUGCCCCCACAAACCCUUUUUUUUUUUUUUCUUUUUAGCUUUAUUGUAUGUGAGAUUUUCUGCAUUUCUCAGGACACCAAUCAUCAACCCACAGCAAGAGAAGAGAGCUCUGUGGUUCAUCAACAACUGGCACAUAGCAAGUUAGUCUCCUCUGGGUUCUGAGUCAGAAGACUUGCAUUGUGUGUGUGUGCAUGUGUGCGUGUGCGUGUGCGUGCGUGCAUGCUUAGGUGUGCUAAACUCACUCCCCUUUAUAUUCCACAGUGUAGUGGUGGGAGUGCAGGGACCACUCUGGGGCCAGUCAUUAGAAAGAGAAAGAAAGAUGGAGAGAGGUAGGAUCAGGAAGGGGAGAGAGAGAGAACGCUAAUGGGGGUGUCUGCUUUAGUGCUCAUUAAAAAAAAAAAAGCGUGUUUUUAAUAGCCAAUAUAAAUGAGCAUACCAUUUUUAUGGCCAUUCAAUUAUUGUCCAUUUAAGAGGAAGGGACUGAGUGGAGUUUUCCUCAGUAACUCAUAUUCAUAUUCGUUCGUAUUAGAGUGUCACCGACUCAGACAAUUUGGACUUUAAAUUAGACUGACUCCACAAAAGCAGGAGUAGCAGGAAGAAGUCAGCUCCAGAUUGCAAAGAAGACGGUGCUGCUCAUGUUCGGCAGAAGAAAUGCAUCCUAGUGUUUUCCAUUGCAGGUCUGAACUUUUGGCCUUCCAGUCUCCUUAAAAUCUACAUUUCAUGAUGUCAUCAUCAUUGUGCUGGGUUCAGAAGUCUGACUCUUUUGUCUUAUGUAAGAUAAGUGCUGAAAAUUUAGGCUAUACUGUCAUCCACUUGGCCAUCUUGGUUCAAUUAUUGUGUCCAACUCCCAUUUUUGGUAUUUUUAUGCUGAUAUUGCAUCUGAACCCAACGUGAGAAGGUCAGCAGGACGAUACAGCAGAAUUACACAAAAUUACAGGGCUGCCCCCAACUAAACAUUUUCCUUGUUGAAUGGUGGUCCUUAGGUUGAGAGUCAACCAGUCAUCAGUUGUCUGUUGUUUUAAUUCCAUUUUUUAAAUAUGUAUUUUAAGGGGAAAUGAUUUGAGCUCCAGGACUGUUACAGAAUGUUGUAAGUGAUAUAGGUGCGACAUUACACAGCAAAACCGUGAUAAGGAACCUUUAAAAUAGCUCAUGCACAAAGCAUGCUGGUAAUAACACUGGUGGCAAAAAUUCUGAUUGCAUCCUUUACGCUUAGCCUCACUAUACACGCUGGGCGAACAGCACCGUACGACAAAGUUGACGUCAAAUUGAUGUCACAUCUGCAGUCGCAGGUUGAAUUUUCCGCAUUUCUCGAUUUCUGUAACCUGGCGUUGCGGCGUUGAAGACAUGGGUG
Molecule: messenger RNA, 5613 nt
Organism: Archocentrus centrarchus (flier cichlid)
Lineage: Eukaryota; Metazoa; Chordata; Actinopteri; Cichliformes; Cichlidae
Product: zinc finger protein 516
Exons: 4
Coding region: 249-3629 (1126 amino acids)
Biological process (GO): regulation of DNA-templated transcription
Cellular component (GO): nucleus
Molecular function (GO): RNA polymerase II cis-regulatory region sequence-specific DNA binding; DNA-binding transcription factor activity, RNA polymerase II-specific
Source: RefSeq, a predicted model, not a curated record